Messenger RNA from Exaiptasia diaphana, 934 nucleotides. Its product is annotated as muscle-specific protein 20. The coding region runs from base 104 to 691 and encodes 195 amino acids. The record is from RefSeq and is a predicted model, not a curated record. Gene Ontology annotation, molecular function: protein binding. The transcript is spliced from 6 exons. NCBI's taxonomy places the organism in Eukaryota, Metazoa, Cnidaria, Anthozoa, Actiniaria, Aiptasiidae.
CAUACAAUAAAAAUCUGGCUUCUUGUUCACUUCUAUCGAGGUGGUUUUCGUCUUUUCUGUUACUGUAGGAUUUUCAUAGUUCUUACUUUAAUCUUCAUUCAAAAUGGCGUCCAGGCCGCGAGGCUACGGUAUGUCAGCACAAGCCGCUCGCAAGCUAGCAGAGAAGUAUGACUCCCAACAAGAGGAAGAGGCGAGGGUGUGGAUCGAGGCGGUGUUGGGUGAUAAGGUGUUCGGUGAUGCUCAGGGACCUGAAGAAGUACAACGAGUCUUAAAAGAUGGAAAGAUUCUUGCAAGGCUUGCAAUAGCACUUGGUGCAAAGAUUAAGGUUAACGAGCAGAAUAUGCCGUUUAAACAAAUGGAAAACAUUUCGAACUUCUUAAAACAUGCCGAYGACCUCGGUGUUGCAUCAAGUGAUUUGUUCCAGACUGCAGAUCUCUAUGACAACCAGAACAUGGGGGCUGUCGUUUCRUGUAUUCACGCUGUUGGUCGCAAGAGUAACUCAAAAGGACUCCCAGUGCCACAGCUUGGCCCUAAAGAAGCCGAGGCUAACCCGCGAGAAUUCACUGAAGAGCAGCUUCGUGCAAGCGAAGGGUUCAUCGGCGCUCAGGCUGGGCCUGGUAAAGACCAGGUUGCCUCUCAAGCUGGUGAUCAUUAUGGGCGUGGCCGUCAAAUUACAGAUUCCUAUAAAUAGAUAGUGAUGUCUGCAUAAUAUGAAUGCCACAUUUGGUCRUGACUGACUUUUAGCAAUAUAUUAGAUAGAGUUGUGAUGAAAUAAAUGCCAUUAGAUUGACCGAGUUUUACUGGUUAUCGAAGGAUCUUGAAUGUUUUUUAAAUCGCAUAUCACUACUGAUCGACAUGGAUGACUUAGCACGUAUAAAACAUUGUGAGAAACGAUGGACUUAAUAAAUGAUUUUUCUAUUGGUCUAGAAGAAGA